Messenger RNA from Pelobates cultripes (western spadefoot toad), 25223 nucleotides. The record is from the annotation of a GenBank genome assembly. Lineage: Eukaryota; Metazoa; Chordata; Amphibia; Anura; Pelobatidae.
AUGCUGAAAUUAAGGUGGGUGCUGUUCAUUACACUUUCUUUAUAUCCCUUUUUCUUUCUUUCUUUUUCUUUUUUUUUCUGCAUUUUGCUUUGAGAAAUAAAGGCAAAUUCCUAGGGAUAUCUUAUCAACAGAUACAAGUGCUGUCUUUCUAUAAAACAGGUGUGAUAUUGAAGAUAUUCUAUGAACAGUUUCUUCUUUUUCACUAUUAGUGUUUAGUUAAUUAGUUUUAUUUUGAUUAUGAACACAAGAAAGGGUCUACAAUACAAAAUGCAAUAUUUUUUUUAUGAUUCUAGUUAUUCACAUAUACGUUAAUGGAUAAUCUUUUUUUUUCUGAUCUGCAAAUAAUGUUUUGUUUUUUAAUAUAACUUUUUACAUUUUUUAUACAGAUUCAUACUUUUAUAUAGCUCCCUGUACACGAUAUAUGUAGAUAUAAUAUAUAAUGAUAUAUUAUUCUCAGCAGAAAUCCAAAAUACAGAUUUUUCUAGUGUAAUUGAUAUGACAUUUGAUAUGAUCAUUUAAAAGAAAGUUUAAAAAAAAAUUCUUUGUAAAUCUGUCAUUCCUAUUAUCGUUAUAGAGAUUUUUUUGCAACUGUAUAAUAUUACUCCAUAACUCAAUACACAGUAUUUGUUCAUCACCAUUUCUUUUAAACUAUCCACUGGCAAAAACAACAUGUUUUAACACAUUAUCCCCAGGUAUUAUAGUGGCAGGAUUUUGAGAAAUCAUUGAGCGAAUAUAAUUGCGUUUCAUAUUAAUAAGAACAAUUAUCUGUCAUUGGUAAUAAAAGUUGAAUAACCAGCGCUAGUUGUUAGCACCUGCUGAUUCCCUAGAUAUUUGUUUGUGUUUGUGCCAUGCUUAGCAAGAUAAAUACUGAACCGUUCUGUAAUAAAAUGGCAAAACAAUGCUGUAACUAUAGCAACCAGCGAAAAUAUUUCUGCAGAACAACAAUUUGCUCCCCGUUUGUAUUCCCCAGUACGGCGUGUGGCUACCAAGUCUCUAAGGAAAUACACAACCCAUUGGGUUGAGUUUAAAUUUUGCCAUUGUUAAAUUUUGACUUUGUGGUUCAACUGACUUGUAUAUCUUCUGUGUUCUAAUGCUGGAAUAUACGUAAGCAACCCAUGUCUUGUCCAUCGGACAAUACCAAAGGGUUAAAAAUCAGUAAUAUAGCGUUUGGGAUAUGGACCAAGAAUUUGAUUCUCUGAAUGAACACGUUUAGUCUUCGAUAACUACGAUUCGCUUCUUUAACUCCUAUAAAGACAAUGUAAUAUAUUCAGGAAUGUUUGGGCCAGGAAGUGCUGGUCUUUUGGGAUACAUAGAGUCCAAAUCAUUUCAUUCCGAACCUUGGCUUUGGAGGAGGAAGUGAAAUUUUAACUCUGUUUAUAUAAAGAGCAAAAUGCAAUCUACUGCAUGGAACUGUGUGUAUGAUUUUCCCUGUGUACUACAGAUUCAAUUCAAUGAGAAAGCUCUGCCCUUUAACUGGAUAUAGUAAAUAAAAUAUUAUUUAGAGAAGGCUGGAUGAUAAAUCUGUUAUCACUUUCAGUAAACAUGUGUUUGGUCUCCAGCAAUGGUAGAUACAUUGGCAUGACUGUCAAGCUUUUCAAACACUUUAUGUAAUGUGUAUAUGAUUUAUAAACACACUGUCUUAGUAUCAAGCGGUUUAAUAUGAAUGAGGUAAAUGCACACUGGGGGCAGGGAUUUUACCACGCAAAAUGGAGUGUUGAGAGACAAAUAGUCUGGAUAGAGUAUAUUUAUUCAACGAUUCUUAGAAAGCAUGGGUAAUGGCUACAGUCUGUGAUCUAAUCCUGGUAAAUAGGCACGUGGCAUUUAUUUAAUACCAAAGACAUUGUGUAAUCAUUUGUUUUCUCAAGUAUACUGUGUGCCAGUAUUCUAGUUCUGUAUAUACGAAAACCAGUCUUCAAAUUCUGGGUAUAGAACGUGGCUUCUGAUUCAAUUCUUGGUUCACUGUGAGCCAGUGAUCUAAAAUUAGAUACAUUUACGGGUAUACUGGGCGACCAUGAUCUAAUCCUAGGUAUGACAUGUGCCAAUGAUCUAAUUCUAGAUAAACAGCCAUGUGUCAAUGAUCUAAUCUUGGGAUACUAUAUGGCGAUGACCUGUUGCCGGUAUACUGGGUUAAAAUGAUAUAAUCCUAGGUAUGUCUUGUGCCAGUGAUCUAAUCUUGGGUUCCAUACCAUAUUGCAAAUACAUUCCAGGUAUGUUGAGUGUCAAUGCUCUUACUGCAUUCAUACAGUGUGCAAAAUGUUUUCAUUCUAUAUUAAAAACUGUGCCAGUGGCUUAACCCAAGGUAUACUGUGUACCUCUAGUCUAGCCAUGGGUAUAUGAUGUGCCAAAUAGUUGAUUCUAGAUAACCAGCCAUGUGCCAGCCCUCUGCUCCUGGGUAUACAGUGUUCCAAUAAUUUGAUUGCAAGUAUGCUGUGUACCAAAUCCUGGGUAUACAAUGUGCCAAUAUUCAAAGUGUCACUUAUAUAAUUUACUUUAUAAUAUAUACUUUGUGCCAAUUACCCUUUACACUUCGUGCCAGCGGUGUAAUCCAAGAUAGUCAGUCAAGUGCUGGCGAUCUAAUUCUGUGUAUAUAUAUAUUGUGCCAGUGAUCUAAUCGAAGGUAUACUGUCUGUGCCAUGUGUCAGUCCAUUACUGAUAUAAAUCCAUGCAUGCUGUGUCUGUGAUCAUAACCAGCCAUAUGCCGGAUAAUAAUUUGCAUACCUCGUGUCUUUGCCUAUUAUCCAGUGCUUGUUGUAAAUUGUUUACUAGUUUACCACUCUCUUCAGUCAACACUAUUGUACCCUCUAAUUUAUCCCUCCGCAUUGAUGCUUGUUGUGUCAAUUUUCCAAAUGAAAUAGUGAAGUUAAAGACAAAAAGAACAAACCCUUUGAAUUAAUAUUUUCCACUUCAAUCAAUGCUAGUUUAUGUAUUAACAAAAGUAUUACAAAGUCUGUACAAAAUGAUCGCCUGCUGGCAAAAUGCAAUGUAACAUGCCUCUUGUUGGCUAAGCAAUAUCUAGUUUUAGUGACUAAAUACAGACAAUUGUUGAAAUGGUUGAAACUGGCUUCUAUGAUUCUGAUACCAAUGAGAGCACUUCAUAAAAGAAUUAGCUUUGUAUUACUGUCAUACUAAAGAAUAUCCAUGAGAGAGCCCCUAAAAUAUUCAUAUUUCCUCUAUCGUUACUAUGAAUAUGCUACAUUAGCACCAAAACAUGCGCCAGAUAAGGUAUAGUCCGAUUUAAUGGAGAUUAAGACGAUAUUGGGUUCCACUAGAAUCUUAAGUUGGGUCUGUAAGCCAUGUAAGACUCUUAAAGGACCACUAUAGUGCCAGGAAAACAUACUCGUUUUCCUGGCACUAUAGUGCCCUGAGGGUGCCCCCACCCUCAGGGUCCCCUUCCCGCCGGGCUGGAUGGACAGGAAGGGGUUAAACUUAUCUCUUUCUCCAGUGCCGGGCGGGGAUCUCUCCUCCUCUUCGGCUGAAUGCGCAUUCACAAUGCUUUCCUAUGAACGCUGGCGUCUUCUCAAUGUGAAAAUCACAGUGAGAAGCGCAGAAGCCCUCUAGCGGCUGUCAAUGAGACAGCCACUAGAGGCUGGAUUAACCCAUUUAUAAACAUAGCAGUUUCUCUGAAACUGCUAUGUUUAUAGAAAAAAGGGUUAAACCUAGCUGGACCUGGCACCCAGACCACUUCAUUAAGCUGAAGUGGUCUGGGUGCCUAUAGUGGUCCUUUAAGGCUGGAUCUCAUCAGGCUGCUAGUUUACCUUAAUAGCACUAUUAGAAUUUUAGGGUGCUUAGCACCAAUAUUAUUUAUCCUUAGGUCAAUUCAUUCUACAUAAAUGUUUUACGGCUAGGCCCUGGAUGGAACUAAUCAAGCGUGAUAAGCAACCAUAGGCACUCCAGAUGUUGUGGACUACAUCUCCCAUAAUGUUUUUACAUCUAUAAUGCCUGCAAAGCUUUAGGGGGAAUGUAGUUCACAACAUCUGGAAUGCCCAAGGUUGCCUACCAUUGAAUUAGUGCUGUCCUACUGACAGGCACAAGACUGAAUCUAGCCUGCCUCUGUGCCUCUUACAAUUUUUGCUCUUAUGGUUGUUGUGUAAAUGCAUCCACAUUCAAGCCAUCCCAAACUCAUCUUAACUAUGAGCUUACACUGAUUCUCCUAUCAUUAGCAGGUGAACAGUCAACCUCUGCCAUUUUCCUUGCUUCUGUCUUUUCUUUUCUAAAUUGUCUCUCUGCUUCUUUUACAAUAGCAAGCAAAGUUACAAUAAAUUGACAGUCCCCCUAACACAUUGAACGACCCUGGUCAGCCAACUCUGAACUUCCUUCCUUUAACAUAUCUUCCUCUUCCUUCAUCGUAACUUGCAUCCAAUUUAUUAAACAGUCUGAAAACUCAUUGACAUUGUCUUUCCCUAAGCAUGUUCACAACUAACUUUACACUGUCAUACUCUGAAAGAUGUUUAUGUAGUAUGGUGGGUGUCCUCUUUACUCACAAAACCAUUUAGACUUCUGUGCUUCAAGACCAACAUUCCUUGCUCUACUUUAUACUCCUUGACCUUUCCAUCACCCUUGAUAAAUUUGGGUGGCUAAAAUUUGGCUAUCUUCGUUUUGCACUCAUAUGGCGGUCGUUCAAUCUUCCUAAAUUUUCAUACACAGUGUCUUUCACCGUUAAUCCACCCUGCUCGGCCCUCAUCAUGUGAGUGUACCACAAGGUUCUGCUUCAGGAAGCCUUGGGAGGCUAAUGCGAUUGUGCGAUAAAUUGCUGGGCUACACCAAUCAGCAUCUCCUCAUAUAGAUGAUUCAAUCAGUCCAUCUCUAUGGGCAGCAUUCAGCAUCUGCAUGAAUAUCUCUGAGCUGCUCAAUGUUGGUCCUGCGAUCUUUGCAGGACCGACACAGGAAGUCCCUCUAGUGGCUGUCAGAGUAACUGAGAGGGCCUCAGAAAAGGCAGAAUUUAUGUAGCCCUUUUCUCCCCCACUCCAGUCCAGCAAUUUAAAAUGACUGACAGAUCAUGAUUUCGGUCCAAGUAAACAGGCCAACAAUUGCCAGUUCUAGAGUAUUCACUGUAAUAUUUUGGACCCUGGCAUCAUAUAUGUAGAUGUGGCCUGGAGCUGUACCUAAUUACAUUAUUAGAACAUCAAGUCGACCAAUUAUUGAUGCAACUGGUGUUUGACCUUCAGUCAAAAUCUAGAGUACACAUUUCCAAAGCUUUAAAUACAUGAAAAGCCUUGAGAUUGAUAAUUAACAGAGAGAAAAGAAGUCUGUUUUUUCCUUUCAAUUUUUUUCCACAAAUUAGUGAAUCAUUUCUGAGCUUGAUUCCUGUACCAGAAAGUAACGUAGAGAGCCAAGUAAAAUAUUAUAUUAGCACAGACCUGGCAGAUGCACUCCCAUACCUUUCAUUACUGGAAGUGAAGCCAGCUGUACUAUGCUCUCCAGGAAAUAGUUAAUUAGAGUAUCAAAGGAUCAAUGUAUAUCCCAGGGAUCCCCAAAAAUACUUAGUGUUUAUUUGUAUGGAAUGUAAGGGGCUUUAUAUACGAGAUUGAGAAUUACCAAUAGGAUUGCAAAUUUUAAGCCAUAAUAUCCAAAUUGGAAAUAUUCUCAAAAUGUUAUAUUUUUGUCUAAAAUCUCUAAUCCCCUCAAAGGUUCUCUACAAUUCCCAGGUUUGUAAGUAAACUCCAAGGGUUUGAUUUCCUAAAUAGUGAAUUGUGGUCAAUUGAAAAGUAAAUAUAAAGUUCCAUCUUGUGAAAUCCGUUAUCUCUAAAACUUCGAUCAUUAUAACCAUCAGCAGAAUGUUGAGAUCAGUGCUUUAGAGACGCAUGUUUCUUGUGCAUUCACUGCCACCAUGGACGGCCUGCAUCUGUUCUGCAUGUUAACCUAUCAUCACUUAAUAAACACCUUCAGAACAGGGCCGUUGUAAGAAUUUUUGCCUCCCUAGGGAAAAAAAAAUUGGCCCCCCAAUUUGUUCCACCCACUCAUGCAGACACACACUGACCCAUGCACACACUGACCCAUGCACACACAUAUAGACAUGCACAAACACAAAUUCUUCACAAAUACAUAUUGUGAUGUCCCAUUGACCCACUUACCUUUCUUCAUCUUUGACUGCUUUUCAUGUGUUCCUAGCAGCUACCCCGCCCCUGGCCGCUUUCACUUCAUCUCAGCCCUGCCCCUGCUAUGCUCCCGUCCACUUGUCCCCACGUACAGGGCAAGGGGCGGGAGCAAGAAAUUGAAGCGCCUUUGCGCUGUUGCGUCAAUGGGAGUUCUUGUGGAGGGUCUGGCUGAGCAGGCUGUUGUGGAUGCCACCGGACCAGUGUUACACCAGGCGCUAGUAAGCAGCCAUGUAAGUGCUCCGUAACGCCCGGUAACAUGGCCGGCGGCACGAUUUGUAUAAAUAUUCAAACACAGAGGAGCAGCCAAACGGGCAGAGCAGGAAAACUCCUGCUGGCGCCCCCCUUUAAGCAGCACCCUAGGCGGCCGCCUAGUUAGCCUGUAGGAAGCGCAGCCCUGCUUCAGAAGCAACAUACACACGCCUUCCGACAGUCGGAGGUACGAAAACAGAAUGGGUCAGUAGGUGGACCAGAAGGGUGGGUCCAAAUGUUUAAGGGUUCAUUGUGGAAGUGUGCAGGACACCAGAAUAAUGGUCGUGCACGCACAACAAGGUGACAGAUGAGUACUCUGACCAGUCCAACUCAGGACAGACCAUGUGGAGAGAACUCCUGAAGGACUAGUUAGAGCCCAUUUAAUGAUACAUUUUUGUUUGGCUAAUUUAAGGACAUUUGUCGUGUUCCCAGAUGCAAGAUACUAGAGAACAGACCCAGGGUGACAGGACAGAAUGUGGUGGUUUUGAUGUGUAAAGAUAUCAUCCCUUAUAGUCUGACAGACAGGUCAGGUCUGACUCACUCUUUCAGUACUGUGCUAACAGACAUCCCAAUGCAGAAAAAAAGGUGUAUAAAUGGUGCUAAAACAAGACAAUAGAUAUAUCCCAGUGCGUCUCAAACCACACAAGUGUUAUGUCACCUUAAACACUUACAUACAUAAAGUUUGGAUACAAAAGAGAGAGGUUGGCGCACACGAUGGAUAACUUUGUGAAAAUCUGUAAUAAAUAUAACAGAACCUUCAUAGGGCAACAUAUCCCUAUCGUCUUAUAUAUGUUGCCCCAUGAAGGUUCUGUUAUAUUUAUUACAGAUUUUCACAAAGUUAUCCAUCGUGUGCGCCAACCUCUCUCUUUUGUAUCCAGACAUCCCAAUGCACCUACUGCUUUUUUAAUCCACAUCAUGCUGGGGUUGGUCCAGGUUCUCUUCCCUCCUAUCUCUUUACACAAGUAGAUAGUUGGGUGCUAGAUUUCGCCUCUGAUGAGACAUACUCUGAUGGUUGCCUUUAGGGUGAGGACACCCAAUAGGCCUAUCAAGCCUGUGAGCCCUGAGUUAGAUGCACCACCUGCACCGCCAGUAGCUCGAUGCUACACACAAAUUCAGAAAAAACACCUUUGUUAGACUUUUUGCUUUGAGUCUCUGGGAAUGUCAGUGUCACAAUGAGCAGUAUAAAAAAACAACAACUUGUAUAUUGUUUAUAUAAAAAUAAAUUAUAUGUAUAUGUGUAUAUAUAUAUAUAUAUAUAUAUAUAUAUAUAUAUAUAUAAUAUUUUUAACUGCUUCUUCUAUUUUCUAUACCAUUGGUUGCUUUUCUCAUUGAUCUGUGAACCAAAUUGCAGGAAAAGGUGUGUAAUAUUUAUAUUAUGUAUUUACUUUGCAGUAGAAUGUCCAAUUUUCCCACCAUUGUCUCAACUUAUCUCUAUAGGGAGCAUAUCAUGUCUCCAUUUAGAGCAUGGAGACAUUAAACAGCAGUGCUCCACACUGUGCAGCACUGCCCCAGGAAGCAUCUCUACUGGCCAUCUGCGGGAAAAAAAAUUCAAAAUGAGCUGGCAUGGAAACCAACCCACAAUGCAGAACACACAGUAAAAGGCAUGCAAACGAUGAAGCUCAGCUCCCUACCUUUCCACCGCUUGAGAAAUGCACCAAAAAAGUUCCAAAAAGUCCCAAAACCACUGCAAAAAUUUUCCAGAAUGGCUUCAAAACUCGAUGCAAAAGCUGCUCCAACACCUCCACACUCGACGCCACGUGCUACCCACAUGCACCGGGGCGAUGCUAUAAAUCUCCCAGGUGCAAUGCAUCCUGGGUAAACUUGCUUUGUAUUGCGAAAAAUUUUUGUAAACCGAGGCAUUAUUUCAAAUGGAUUUUCAUUUGUAAACCGAAAAUUAUGUUAACCGAGGCAUUUGUAAACCGAGGUACCAGUGUACAUUAGUUGUUCUGGUGACUAUAGUGUCCCUUUAAUUUUUGGAAUAUGUGUAUUGGCUGAACCAGAUUUUUUUCACCAUGCCUAGUGACAUUUUUGUAAAGGAAGAAAAAAAAUGGGUCCUGUUUUUAGGUUUAAAAUAAUAAGUUGGACAAAAAAAGUCAGGAUGUGUAAUGAUGGCAAAACUGAUAUUAAAUAACGAAUUCAACUAUUUUAAAGAGAUUUUGCACCAGAAAUUGUUUAGUAAAUAGCCAAGCUUACCUCUUUUUUCCACGAUGCCGUUUUUUUAAUUCUAUGUACAGGUGAUAUUUGAAAAAUUGCAAAAGUUCAUUUAAUGCAACGUAAAAGGGGAAACUAAUAUAUGAGAUAGACGCAUUACAUGCAAAGCAAGAUAGUUCAAGCCGUGAUUUGUCAUAUGUGUGAUGAUUAUGGCUUACAACUCAUGAAAACCCUAAAUCCACAAUCUCAGUAAAUUAGAAUAUUGUGAAAAGGUGCAAUAUUCUAGGCUCACAGUGUCCCACUCUAAUCAUCUAAGUAAGCCAUAACACCUGCAAAGGGUUUCUGAGCCUUUAAAUGGUCUCUCUUUAAAUGGUUCAGUAGGAAUCACAAUCAUGGGGAAGACUGCUGACCUGACAGUUGUGCAGAAAACUAUAAUUGACACCCUCCAUAAGGAGGGAAAGCCUCAAAAGGUAAUUGCAAAGGAAGUUGGAUGUUCCCAAAGUGCUGUAUCAAAGCAUAUUAAUAGAAAGUUAUGUGGAGGGGAAAAGUGUGGAAGAAAAAGGUGCACAAGCAGCAGGGAUGACCACAGCCUGGAGAGUGUUGUAAGGAAAAGGCCAUUCAAAUCUUUUGGGGACUUUCACAAGGAGUGGACUGAGGCUGGAGUCAGUGCAUCAAGAGCCACCACACACAGACGGAUCCUGGACAUGGGCUUCAGAUGUCGUAUUCCUCUUAUCAAGCCGCUCCUGAACAACAAACAACGUCAGAAGCGUCUUACCUGGGCUAAAGAAAAACAGACGUGGUCUGUUGCUCAGUGGUCCAAAGUCCUCUUUUCUGAUGAGAGCAACUUUUGUAUCUCAUUUGCAAACCAACAACAACAAAAAAAACACCAUAAAAUAUAAUUAAAAAAAAAACAAGAACUGGAAAUUUGAUGACCGGUGUCCUUUAACCUCACGGUAGUUUACACCCCUGAGAUGUUUUAGUUGGCAGAUCGUGUGAGAAUGUAUACUGGUUAUAAGGGAUAAUGGCAACUCCCUAUCUGCAUUUAGUAUUAUGAUAAACAAUGUAAAAUUGAAAGAUUUGUGUACAGGACCCUGUCUGAAACAUUGUAUUUAAUACAUGGCUUUGUUUUGUUACUUGGCAUAGACUCCGAGGCCUCUUAUUUCACAGGCUUCCAUGAUGUUGGCAUAUAGUGUGUUGUCUUUGUGCCCAAGGAGUGCCAGGCAGGUUUCCUGUCUGAAGUCAUGCUGAAGGGGACGGGGGGAGGGAUGCAGAAACUCAAUUAUUUCACUUUUCCAUAUUGAAAGAAAUGAGAUAACUUCUUCUUUAAUUGCUCCAUUGUUAAAUGACAUGUAUUUGUUAUUUCUUGGUAAAAGCAAAAGCUGAACUCUUAUAUCCCCUGAAUAAUUUCAUUUUUGUGGUCAAAAUGAGAAGAAAAACAUUGAAGAAGUUAUCUCUCCACAUAAUCUGGGGGUAAAUAAAAGUCCGGGAAUACAAUUAGAUAGAUUAGACUUUGUGAAUAAUGUUACACCUUUUGUUAUUAUGUUCACAUGACUAAAAAUAUUAUUUUUGUCUCUGUUUCAGACUAUUGCCUCUGCUUACUCUCAUCCUGUGCCUUACAGAUUCUGGGAACGCCCAGGUAAGGUUUGAUGGAUCUGUGAUGAAUGUGAAUAGACUAUAUUCUACCACUUUAUACUCCAACACCAACACCAACUUACUAGUGUUUCAUAAAGGCAGGAUGGGAUCACCUUACCAGUCUAAAUUUGUGCUUUAAAUAUAAGAAAUUUUCUCAAGGUGUGAAUUGCCAAGAAUUCUAAAUAAAUAUCCCAUUCUAAUAUACCCCCCAACACUGGUGUCUCUUAAUGCAGGAAGCCUGGGGACGAGGUUUAAGGCUGCAGGCUAAUGGUGUAAACAAUGUCACUGGUGCCACCCAAAAGAGGUGAACCUGCCCAGAAAAGGAGUGGUCUGCUCGGAGAAUAGACAGGCAUGCAUCAUGCCAAGCUAAGGGACAAAUAUCCCACAGACAGGCCCUCUAAAGGCAGUCCUUGCUGAGAUUUUUAUUAGAGGUGAUAUUACUUUAGUUAUUGCAGUCCUGGGAAAAAUAAAUUUCUUCACCUCUUUUAGCUCUGACUGAUAAAGGCAUGCAACACGUUUGGUGGUCUGAGAAUACAUGCCUUAUUUAGGAACAUUUUUGUUCUGAUGAAAGAUAUCUGUAUACAAAGAUAUAUUUUUUUCUCUGUUUAAAACCAUAAGAAAUUAGCCCAAGUUAAUAAAAAAAUAAAAAAGAAAAGAAAAAGGAGAGGAUUAAACAGGGGCAAACAGGACAAUUUAGUCUUUUUUUAGGGUGCAGACGCGCAUACCUGGCUCACCAGCUGCAAACAUACAAUUAUAUGAAAGAACCUGUUUGAUGUACUGUGGGCUUGGGCGGUAUGCAUAUUCCAUACAUUUUCUUGUAUGUGCAGGGGUAAGCAUGCAGUGUGGAGAUGAGCUUAUGCAAAAAUCUCUGUGACCAUUCUAUGCAGAGAGAAUACAAAAGAUUAUGUUGUUUGGCAUUUGUCUUUAAAAAUCUAGGUUUUUAAACAUGCUAAUGCAAAUGCUGAAUCCAACUGAAAUAAGUGUAUCCAAUGUCAAUUCCCCUAUUGCUGUGAAUCACUGCCAAAUAGAACAGCUGUCAAGGCAUGGGACUCUACUGGCUAGUUGUAGAGAUGAGCUUCUUAAAGGAAAAUGACUAGACAUCUAAACAACAUGCAUAGCCAAAAAGUUUCAACACAAUUAAGGGGAUAUUACUAAUACUGUUGUUUUGCUAAGAUACACUGUGGAUGAAUGAGAAUGAUGGGAAUUAUUGAUCUGUGCCAGUUAAUUAGCUUGUUUUUUUUUUUGGCUAUUCCUCCCCAAAAGCCUGUAGAAAUAUUUUCAGUGACCUCACUUGAGACCUUAUGUUUAUGACCUGAAGCCCAAUGAUCAAUUUUACCAUAGUAAGAAUGUUAAAAUAAUCUCCUGUAAAUUUAUUGGAACAGAGUAUGCAGCAUUGAGUUAAUAAAUAGGACAGUAAAUGGAUGUGACUGUGUUUACUGUGGUAAUGGUACAAGGGGUGGAUUUCAGGGUUUUAUAAAUGUUUGUCUGUGCCUACUGCCCAUCACGUGUGUAUCCCUGCUGCAGUACUGAUCUACCCAACAAGCACCUCCAAUUUCACUACCAGUAUCGAGAAGACAUGCUUAUACUAUGCAAAACACAGUCAGGGCAUUAAGCCCAUGUCCAGAGCUUUUUAAAGUGCUUGUGAGCCGUGAACAAAAUCUCAAUAAAGAUAAUGUUGAAAAAAAGUGCUGUAUGCAUGUGCUAGCCCGAGUGGGGUUGUUUUCAGUCAGCCUGGCAUGCGUUUAUGCCAGGCUGACACAUCCCUUUUCUAAGAUGACACGCCCCUUUCCAGACACAACUGACUAUGUGUGUAUUGCCUGUAAUACAAGUAGUGCCCCUGGCAUUCACCCAUAGGCCCACCACUCCCUGUCCCCAUUUCAUAGCUCCCAGUUAGAGGUGUGGAAUGUCUGUAAUAUUUGUGUUGCUGCAGAGGGAAUCGAACUUUGUUGGCCAAAAUAGUCAAAACGAAAAACCUCUUGAACUCUGCUGUAUUCCUUUUGUACUGGUGUUUUUCUAUGAUGCUAUUUGCUAAACAAAUUGUAAUGAAUUGAAGCCCAAAUUGCAAUCGUUAUGCCAAAAAAAGCAGACUGGAAAAACACCUUAUCUUUGUCAGAAAAAAAGCCAAAGAGUGCCCACCCAGUGUGAAGUCCAGCUCUACAACAUCUCUGCUGAAAGAGUGUAUCAUGGUCUAUAAGUAAGAUACUGUAGGACCGUGCAAUAAGCAGUGAACCAGAUCCACCUGCAUAUGGUUUAAGGACAUCAUUGCUUCAUAAUAAGGGAAUGAAAUAAGCCCUAUGUAAAAUCUUGAAGGACAUCUUCCAAUAGAAGUGGGGUUGGAUACAUGCAUUAGUGGUUUGCGUAGCAGAUAUAAGAUCCACUGAGGUAAGGUCUGGGAAAACCUUGGGUGAAGUCCUCCAGAUGCUACAGUUGAGUGUUCUGGUCAAUAACAUAUCAGAAUAUUUGGCAUACAGUAGCAGUAGAGCGAUAGGCUAUUAUCGGCUAUUAGGAUUUAGGGUAGAACUGUCCAGUCUGUUUGUAAAGUCAGAAGUAGUAAGAGAAGUGAAGACCUUUCUCAGGUAGGAGGAUAAUUGUAUUUAGCAUAAAGAAUGAAACUUAUGUAAUUGAACUUGAGUAAUUUAACUAGAUGCAUACUUGCAAAAACAUAAUGUUCAAUUAUAUAAUUUUUCAACUGAAGGGUAAUAGCUUCCUGAUUCAAGGAUAAAUCUGACUGCCAUUCUUCGAUCAAGAGGGAAUUUUUUUCUUAGUUUGUUGCAAAAUUGGAAGCGCUUCAAACGGUUUGGUUUUUUUUUUUUGCCUUAUUUUGGAUCAACCGCAAAGAACAAAUGUAAAGAAGGCUGAACUUGAUGGACACAUGCCUUUUUCAGCCAAUGUAACUUGUGAAUAAAGAGCAAGAUACAUAUAUGUUUAUAAGUAUCUGAGUCUAUAAAAUCUUGAAUUCAAGCAAAAUGUAGUUCUAUGAGGGUGUAAAAUAUAUGAGGGGAGAAUCCCAUUCUGAAAUUACAGAUUUCCCAGCAAAGGUAAAUAAGAUGUAGUGGAUUUGAUUUGUUUUAAACUUUAUGCCAAGCUUAACAAGUAGUAAACAAUAAGGGAUUUUCCCUCACCCCAUGAGAACAGUUGCAUGAGCAAAUAUUAAACAGUGAAAACAUAAAUAUUAAAAUUUUAAAAUAUCUUGCUACUAUCACCUUGUAGGUCACCCAACCACAUAAAAACACAUUGUAUCAAAAAUAGUAAAUUGUGGUGAGAGCACACUUGAACAAUGUAUGUGAUACAAUACACACGUGCUAUUUUACUAUGAACUGGAUAAAAAUUUCCAAAAUUCAAAAGAAUAGUAGACCAUAGUGAAAUAUGUAUAUAUUGAAUAAUACUAUAAAUAAACAAAAAUUGGUCUUACUCACAUAUUGCUGAGCCACUUAAUAGUGAGCUCAGACUUUCAGUGCCUUUUGUAUAGAUGUUGCUGAAAUCAAUUGCGGGAUUGAUGACACCACAUAAAGUAAAAGUACGUUAUAAUCAGGAUGUAGCAAGCCAGCCCAAUCCGGUCAGGUGAUUGUACUCUGUGGAACUACUUCACAAUGGAGAGACUUUAACCCGGUAGAGACGUACCCAGAAAAAUUACGUACCCGGAACUUAAUUAAGAUAUCGGACACACAGGUGCUUCCAAGGAUUAUGUGCCUUUUUUCAAAUUUAAGAAGCAGACACUACUACAGAAAAUCUAAGAAGCACUUUGAGAAAGACAUUGGUCGAAACGCGUUAGUGCAGUUGCUAAUAGAGAUUUAAACGCUUUUAUUAUUACUUUUACUUUUACUCUACUUUUUUGCUUUUAUUGGCAAACUGAAUGAGAGAGGCCCAGUAACCAGAGGAAUAUUACAUCAGCUUGAUCUCCGCAGCAUCUACACAAAAGGUGCUGAAAGUCUGAAAGUCCCACUAUUAGGUGGCUCAGCAAUAUGUGAGUGAGACCAAUUUGUGUUUAUUUAUUGUAUUAUUCAAUAUAUACAGAUUUCACUAUGGUCUACUACUCUUUUGUAUUUAAUGCAUUUUUAUCCAAUUCAUGAUAACAUAGUAUGUGUGUAUUGUCACCACAAUUCACUAUUUUUGAUGCGUGAGUGAAUACGUAAGAGAGAUGUUUACUGUCCGGACUAAAAGCGUGAUCUAACUCUGGCCACAGAUAGGUAGACUGGUCCCAGACAAAUUCGAUUGCAAAACUGUACAAGGAUGCCCAAUUAAAGGUUUGGGAAGUUUGCAGUUUUGUUUUCAGUUCACCACAUUUUAGUUUUGUGAAUUAACCCCCUUUCGUGACAUCUUGUGAUGCUGAUACUGUAAGUCUUUCAUAGAGAUGUCGCGAACCGUUCGCGAACUUCCCGCGAACGGCUAGCCGCGGUUCACCACGAACCGUUCGCGGCGAGCUCCGGUCAGCUGACACAUCCCGGCCAAUCUCCAGCAGACCCUCCCUCCCAGACACUCCCACCUCCUGGACAGCAUCCAUGUUGAAGCUGCCGGUUCGCGACAUCUCUAGUCUUUCACAGUUGCCAUCAUUUGAAAAAACAUUUCCAGGGACACUUUGUAGAAGUACACACACAGAUGUAAACACAUACUCUCAAAGAGAUACUUGUUUAAUGACACACACAAAGAUGCAUAUGCACACUGACACAUACAGAAAGAAAAAACAAACAUGUUUCUUUCUGUGUCACCUUCCUGUGGCUCCUGGGGUGACUGCCCAGAAAUACAGAACAGGUCCUGCAAUCCAGGCGUUUUUGCAUGAACAGGAGCCCAAAAGAUGGGACUGUAGACAACUAUAGUUCUUUGGCAGCCAUGCCUGUACUAGGGAAAUCUGGAUUCACAAGUCUAGACUUUGUUUAAUUUUCAAUUAAUUCAUUACUCACUAAUAGCUAAAUAUUAUCAUUGUUUCCAUUCACAAUGUGAGUUUUGUGAAAAUGAUAUAUUAUCUGUUUUCACCCUGUCUUUUAGACACAGUGCAACAAUGGCUUCGAGAUGGACCGAUCAUCUGGGCAAUGUUUAGGUAGGACAAUACUGUAUGCUUAUUGAUGUGGAGUUAUGUGGUACAAACACACUGCACAUUACUGUGGGUUUUAUUCAUUUGUAGCUCUCUGAAUAAUUACACACACUGCUCAUUACUGUUUUAUCGUUGUGGAUUUGUUAUACACGGCACAUUACUGUGAGUUUCAAUGUGAGUUUUACACUCACACACAUUAAACCAGGGGUAGAUCCCCAGAUGUCGUAUAUAUCUACAACUCUCAUGAUGCUUUGUCAUUCCAAAAGCAUUCUAAAACAUGCAAAACAUCAUAGGAGUUGUAGUUCUACAACAUCUGGGGAUCUACCUUUUGGGCACCCCAUGCAUUAGCCAUUACCAAGAGUUCUAUUGCUAUGGAAUGGUGGAGGAAGGGCCGUGGGGGAGAGCGGGGCAGUUUUUGUUCUAAUUAAAAAUAAAUGAAAUCUAUUGAUUAAUGUUAUGUAUGUUAUAUAAAAAAAAUAUGUGUCAUUUGGUUUUACAAUAUACCCUCCCCCCUCCUUCAUGAUGGCUAGCGAUGCUGCAUAUAUCCUUCUCGGACAUGCUUGGCCUGCUGUAGUAGCAUUUCUGAAGUCACCAACUGGCUUUGUAUUGGUCUAUUGCAUCUUGUACACUCUUAAAGAUGUUUUAUCCUGUAUUCUAGGCAUGUCAUUGGGUAACAGUAUUAAUUGGUGGAGUUAGUAACUUUUUAAAAAUUGGCUAUUGUUUAGCAAAUACAUGUAUUUAUAGACAAAUGUAGUUAAACAGGACAUAGCGCCUCAUUGGGCCAGGGAUGACAACAUGGUGUUUAGUGUACAAUGUCAAAUUCCCAAUGUAGAGUAUAACACACCACCAUCUUGGAACAUCACCAAAUGCCUCCACUGGGGUGCUUUGUGAUAUAUUCACACACUGUACAUUAUUGUGAGUUUUAUUGCUUUGAACUCUAUGAUACACUCACACACUUUGUACGCUACUAUGAGUUUCAUCACUAUGGAGCUUUGUGACACCCAUAAAUUCUUACUUAAAAAAAAAAAAAAAAAAAUGAUACCUAGGUAGAAAAGAGGGACUGGGUCUGAAAUAGACACUGUUUCAUCAAAAGAGGGACAAAUUUAAAUAUAUAAACAAGGAUAUUGGCCUUAUUAGACGUCAGGAUUUAGGGCUUCUUUAAUACUAUGCAAGAAAUAUGAGCAUAAAAAAUGAAUUUAAUUAUCUUAAAGUAAAUGUAGAUAAUUGGCUUCUUGUUCUCAGCCUUGUAAUACAUUUAAUAAAUUAUGUAGUUGUGUAAUACGUAGUACAAAGGAGAAGUUUUACUGUGAUGUAUUCAUAAAACAGAUUGGAUUGAACCCAGGGCUAAAUUGCAAUAUUUAAUCCCACUGGGGUAUUUUGACCUAAAUAAAUGAUGCAGCUUGGUAUAGUUAACACUAGACACUCUUUAUCAGCCAAACCUCUUUCCAGAGUUCUGAAUUAGGUCCAGUAUGUCUAAUAGCAGUCCAGCUACCCCCUCCAUAGUUUGUUGUAAACAUACAAGAUGGCUGCCUCAGGCAGUCUUAUUUCUAUGUAAAGAAUAUCUCCCAACAUUUAAAAUGGGCAAAAUACUAUUUGCAACUAAAAUGUAAUUUAGUUCAAGAAUAAUUAAUGUAUCUUUUUUACACAGACUGAUUUCUAAACACAUUUAUAGUGGUUUAAAGACCCAUUGCUGUGAGCAUUAUUGCUGUGGGGUCCUGGAAUAAACUCACAUACCAACAAUAUGGACUUGCUUAAAAAGAAGGACAUUAUGAUAGGACAGAGGGAUUUGGACACAAAAUAGUGACUGCCCCUCAUUUGGGAGGUAUGCGUAAACUGGACAAGUCAUUGAAUUCCAGUGGUGCAGCAUAUAUAUAUAUAUAUAUUUUGGAUUGCCGAGCACUGAAACAAUGAAAAAACUCAUUAUUCUAUCUACACCAUGCAAUGCAAAUUACACAUGUUAUGCUAAAUUAUGCAGUGGUGCCUUAUGGUUGGUAAAUUAACUGCCCCUGUACAUGCUACGUUUUGUGUUUUGAUUUUUUUCCACACAGUACAAACAUAUCUCGAAAACAUAAACAGAACUUUAUCAGUGUGCACCAUCUGUCACAUUCCUCUGUUUGUUUUGUCUAGAUGUGGAUGAGUGUCGUACCAUCUCAGAUGCUUGUCGGGGGGAUAUGAUGUGCGUGAACCAAAAUGGAGGCUACCUCUGCAUUCCCCGAACAGGCACCACGUUCAGAUCACAAUACCGCAACUCCUUCCUCCCUGCUGUGGCACCCCUACCUUCACCAAACUUCCCAUCUCCAUCCCGGCCCCUUAUAUGUCGCUUUGGGUACCAAUUGGAUGAUAACGGUCAAUGUGUUGGUAAGUGAUGUCUGUGCCUCAAAUCAGUUACAUAUGUGGAUGCUUUAAUUAAGCAAUGUAAAUUGGAAAAAUACCUCUUAAUAGAGCUUGAUUAAUAUUUUACAGGAAGGCUGACUAUUUCAGAUCAAUAGGCCUUACAUAUUUAAUUAAGUCAAUGGUUGUGGCUUAGUGAGAGGUUUUUCACAAAACUCUGAAUUAUAACAAAUUAAAAUAAGAAUGGCACAAUUGAGGCUAGCUGAGAUCAAUCUUGAGAUAAUAUUUUUUUUCCUUAAUCUAAAUUUUAACAUUUAAAUUUACUUAACGUCCUUUAUUUUAUUUAUUUAUUAAUAUUUCUGAUAAUUUGUAUAUUACCGGAGUCUUCCUUAUUAAUGCACCUCACUGCAGCCUCCUUCCUAAAGCCCUUAUCUGUUUAGAUGCCUGUCACGGAAGCUCCCGUGCCACAGCCUGCUGGAGAGGCAUAACUGUUAGCCUCCUGCCCACAGACUAUGGGCCUGGUCACAUGAAAAGAACUACAAAGCAACAGGGUGAUUCCUUGCACUAAUUGCCACCUCCCCUUGUGCCAAUACACCAUGACAACAAAAGGUUAUCUUGGUUGGACCCUCUGUCCCUUCGGAGCAGUCUCUGGUUACGCCAAUGCGGCCCUUUGCUGUAGUGGAUAGACUUGCUGGCUCUAACAGCAUGUGGUCACUCAUAGUGCAGCAUUUAACAUGAUUAGCCCACAGAAUACAUUUCACACCUAACUAUACUUUAUAAUUUAUGGAGCCCCCCCUUUGUUAACCCACAGCUGCAUGUGCAGACACACACACUGCUCUGUGUAUAAUGCGGGUACACAGUACAGCAAUAUCUGGAUACGUGGAAGACGGUCAUGGAAGUGGCACCACAAGCUUUUGGCUUGCGCCAAACAAAUCAGGCCAUGCAUCACAAUGAUAUAUAAGAUAUGCGGUUACAUUGUGUUAAUGUUGAGUUAUUAUGUAAAAUGUUGAGCUGGAUGAAGCUAUUGUGUUAAUUGUAUGUUUUUUUUUUUUGUACCUUGGAGAUAAUUGAGUUUGUACAGUUCCUGACUCAAUUAUCUCUCAGGCACAGGGGAGGUAGACAAGGAAUCUCUGCGUGUUCAUGUCCGUGUCUUAUAGGUGCUGGCCUACGAACCGGCCUGGUGCUGGAGGAAUGACUGGUACUACCGCUGGGAUGUUACUGCCUGCCAGACUCCAUGCUUUAUGUUUCCCGACCUGGGAAUAGGCUGACUAAUAUAGGGUCAUCGACCUGCAUUGUCACUCCUAAACAAGAGGUUUAAUAUCACACCCUUAAAGUGACCAUCUUGUCUUCAAAUUUUAUUUUAAUUUGGGUCUGUUUUCUUUUGAUUUGAUUUUAACCCAUACGUGAUGCCCCUGGCGCUGUCAUAGUGGAUAAUUUCAUCGCUUCAUGCGAGUAAAUGAUGCUUGUUAUUCUUAGCGAGUGAAUUCAUGCCACUAUUCAUAUAUUUAGAAUUUACACCUUACUACAUACUUGUAUUUGAUCAUGCUUGUCUCACUUGUUGAUUACGUUACUCCAUAACAUAUUGUGCUUUAACUUUUAAACUGAACUUUAAUGCUUCGCUUCCCACCAAAUCUCGCUGUCAGUUUGUGUACGAAUAAUAAAAUCAGCCUGUCUAAUCAUGUUCUGUUAUGUGUUUAUUGCAGAUAUUGAUGAAUGCGUAAGUGAAACCCAUCACUGUAACCCAACCCAGAUCUGUAUAAACACAGAAGGUGGAUACACCUGCUCCUGUACAGAGGGAUACUGGCUGCUGGAGGGACAAUGUCUAGGUAAGCUUUGGGUGUUUGCUCCUCAUGAUGCCAAGUUUCAGAUAGAACUGUGACAAUCCAAUUUUUGAGGUGCAGGAAAGAAGCCAAUACUGUAGUAGUAAAUGGUUGGUUCUGAUUCAGACGCAGAUCGAAACCUCAGUCUCAAGCACCCAUUAUUUGUGUCCUACUCACAAAGUGCACAUUCUGGAUCAGGAGUAGGCAACCUUUGGCACUCCAGAUGUUGUGGACUAUAUCUCCCAGAAUGUUCCAUGCUUUCAUGGCAAAGCAUCAUGGGAGAUGUAGUAAUCAACCUCAGGAGAGCCAAAGGUUGCCUACUCCUGUUCUGUUCUAGAUGUUGAAUGCUUACGUCCAUAUGUUCCAAGCGUGUGGCACACAUUUAAUCACCAUAGAUAAUAUCAGAAAAUAAGAGUGGUCUCUCUAAACACUUCUCUAUGUAAGUGGCCCAGUACUGCAACAGAAAGGAAAAAAAUAAAAACACAGUCUGGAGUUUGCAAUAAGUAUCCUUUGUUUUUUAUGGAAAUUGCAAGAUAUAUUUGUUAUAAUGGUCCUUUUCUCAGCUAUUUUAGUACCUGCUUUUUACAAGAAAUUCUUAGAGGGAACUCGUUUAUCUGUGAACGUAUUAUUGUGUUGUUCUGCGACCUUCAGCCUUUAUGUUUUUCAAUAUAUGUAUAUGUUUUAUAUUUAAUAUUUUCUUGACUACAAAUAAGUUAUGGGCCUGUUCGUUUUUCUCCUACAUUGAAAAACUUUGCAGUUUUGGAGACGCCUCAAUGCUUACAUUGUGGGGUUAAACACACCCUUAGUGAUUGUCUCCCUAACAGCCAUUAGAUGGCACGUUUGCAGCCACAACCAAGUCAGACUCAGUUCUUUGACGUUCAAUGACCUCACGCAUUGCACAGGACGUUGAAUGUCCUCUGUUGCUACUUUGUGAUAAGCACUGAAUUCAGUGCUUCUCCUUUGACUGGCAGAGAGCGGCCCACAUGCACCUUUUGUCUGUAAUGCUUCUCUAUAAAAAUAUUUUUGGGACAAAAUGUCAUCAAAGCCGAUGACAUCAUAUAGGUGGAUCAGACUGCUAAAAAGAGACUGUCUCGGCACUGGAUUCCAGUAAGCAAAGUUUUAUUUUAAUUGUUUUUUUUUUCUUGUUUCCUUUUUAUAUAUUAUUAUAUAUAUUAUUUAUAUAUAUAUAUAUAUAUAUAUAUAUAAUAAAAAGUGGUGGGGUGUAAUCAAAUUCACCCUACCCUGAUUUUUGUGCCCCCCCACCCCUUUUUUUUUAAAUUAGUGACCUAUAGUGCUCCUUUAAGUUGUUCUGUUAAUGUACAUGUUCUAAGCUGCAAAGUAAUAGUGUGGAAUUAUUCCUUUUCUCAUUCAUAGGCAGCCUUUUUACUGUGAAAUUCCAGCAGCUAAUAGGUUAAGGAUGGUUGCUGCAUCGAAUAGGGUUAAAGAUGUUUUGUUUGUUCUUUUUUAGAAAAAAUAAUAAUCUACAGAUCUAUAAAACAGUGCGAACGAAUGGGAUACAGAUGUGCAUGUUAUGUGUUGUCCACAAACAAAUGAGGAUUUCCCAAUCCGGCCCGAAAAACUUUAACAAGUAUUAAAAUGUAAUAGUUUGUGUAACGAUGUUAAUGGGAUGGCACACAUUACUCUCCAUCCAUCCAAGAGAUGGAUGAUUGGCAGGAAAUGAAGCCAUGUUUGCAUGGUGGAUUGUUAGGUAUUGCGAUAUUUGUGGUUACUUGGGAUAACUUACAAAGAGGAGGAAGACAUUAUUUGAAAUAUAAACAUAGCUUUCUUGUGUCAUCGGAAUUUAAAUCAAAUGUAACCAAACCCUUUCCUGAACUCCUAGAAGGUCUGUGGUUAGAAGAUAAAACAAACUUAAACCUCUUGUUUACUUUCUAUGAAACACAAUAAUUACAGAAUAACAUCAGCUUCUGAUUAAUUCCUAUCCUUAGCUAAUUCACCUUAUUCUACUAAUGUGCACCCUUGUAUUCAAUGUAAACUUACACAUACGCAGCAAACUGCGAUGUACCGUGUGCUCUGACACCUUUCUAUAAUGGCAAGCAUUAAAGGCACCCAGACCACUUCAGCUGAUUGAAGUGGUCUGAGUGCAUAUUCCCAGGUCCCUUAACCCUGCAAAGGUAAGGAUUCAGGUUUCUAAUUAACUGCAAUAAUUACCUUUAGGGGUUAACUCAACCUCUAGUGGCUGUCUACCCGACAGCCACUAGAGGGCCUUCCGGGUCAUUACGCAACUUUAGUUCGCCUAACUGACGCUGGAUGUCCUCACGCUAUGCAUGAAGGCAUCCAGUGUCACCCGACAGCCCAUAGGAAAGCCCAACCUGUUCUAAUGUGAGCAUGGCCAUUGCCGCACAUUAUGUCCCCUAAGGCGGACUUUGGUAAGCGGGUGAAGUUUUUUAUUAACCCGUUCUGCAUCAUGGGGGUGGGUGGCGCUAUAAAACUUUAUUUUCGAGGCACUAUGGUUUCCCUUUAAGUGUUUGGGAAAUCUGAGCUACAUUAGCUCUUCCGUGUAAUCGCCCUCCCCCGAACGGGCUAGCCUUCGAUCCCCACGUGCAUCAAUGAGCCUUGGUCCCCUGAUGCCGGUUCACUGGUUGUCCUUGAACCACUUUUGGUAGGUAAUAACCACUGCUUUCCAGGAACAGCCCACAAGACUUGCAGUUUAGAGAUGCUUUGAUCCAGUAGUCUAGUCAUUAUUAUUUGCCCUUGUCAAAGUCACUCAGAUCUUUUCUCUUGCCCAUUUUUUCUGCUUUCAACACACGUAAUUUAAGAACUGACUGUUCACUUGCCGUCUAAUGUAGCCCACCCCAUUGACAGGUGCUAUUAUAAUAAUAUAAUCAAUGUUAUUCACUUCACCUGUUAGUGGUAUUAAUGGUGUGGCUGAUCAGUUUAUGUAUUUAUCUAUAACAGUUCUAAUAUAUCGCUCUUGUCAAGAGCACUUUGCAAUUAUGCAAAAAGAACAUUGGCAAUUGUACAGAUAGGGGACAUUAGAUUAGACAUAUGAAAAGAGGAUCCUGCCUAUGGAGUUUAAGCACCCACAAGGUUAUAGGAUCAUUUUGCUGGCUCAAAGCGCAUGAGUGCGAUCUGGGCUGGCAAAGGGAGGGAGAGUUAAAAAUAAACCUCUGUGCAAUGGAGUGAGGCUGGAGGGAGCACACAGUGUGAGAGAUGGGGAAGCAUUCUUCUCCCUUGCAGGUAUUCUGUCUGCAAGGGAGAAGAUCAUUAUAUCUGUCACCAACACACUUUGGGCACUAACGACAGACACAAUAUAUGCACAGAAUUGACCUGGACUCAGAAUUAGGACUUCACUAAAAAGUGGUUUUGACCAAUCUUCAUUAAAAAGGUCAUAUGUGUGUGUAAUAACACUCUUUUCUUCUUGGUACUUUAUUCAACUUCAAAAAAAUUAAAACAUUCUAUUUACAGUCUAGACUAGAGUCUAAUGGGCUCAUUGAGAGAGCACAUCAAUCACUGAUAACGUAUAUAUGUUGUUUUCAAUCAACAAGCCAAUUGCAGUUAGAUUUUCCCACAGAUAACUUGCAUGUAAUUUUCUCGUUUCAAAGUUAUCCUGACAAGUUUAAGAUUUUUUCCCUCUGUAUUUUGUCUAGGUUUCUGUAAUGCAACCUUUUAAUCCCUAUGUUCCAACUCUAUUUCUCCUCACCCCCAAAUUAAAAUUAGUUAAAGAGACAGACUCGGCAGUAAAAUCACUUUUUUUGUUGCAUAUCUGCUGCCUUGAUAACAAUAUCAUAGAAAAGAGUGCUUUUUCUGAAAGCUGUUUUUCGAUUCACCCCCACUUUCAAUUCCUACGGCCUUAGGGGCUGUCAAUCAGAUCUUCCCUCUAAAAUAGAUUCAACAUUUGCAUCUAUUUCUAAGUCUGUUAUCAGCAUGCAAAGUAAGCCUAGGCUGAAUGUUUGACCAAUGCUUUUAAUAGAGAAGCACUAACCUGGUAGACUCUGGUAAUAGUCGUCCACUAAUGCUUCUCAGUGAGAUCAUUUGAUUGACCACUGCCCAACAUGGACAAGAAUUUUGCUUCAGUUAGGAGGUGUUACAGGUGUAGUAACAACAAGGGCACCAAGAGGGUCACUUAUGGCCUUAAGUGGUCCUCAUUAGUGACUAGAUCUUGGUUUGACAAGUCCUCAUAGACAAAAAAAUGGCCAUUUACUAGACCUUAUCUGCCAUUUAUUACCACAAAACACACUUCAAGCUAUUGAAGACCUCCAUUUGUUUCUGGUGUGAAUAUGAUCAGAUUCAGGACUCUAUAACAAAACUCAUACACCUGUGACACUGAUUUGAAACCCCUGCUGUAUCUCAACACUAGAUUUCCCACUGCUUUGUCUUCUAAGGCCAAAGAUUAAUGAGUGUUGUGGACUAACAGCUGGAGUGGUAGACUUUGCCAAUGUCUAUGGUACAGGUUUUUCCUGCCAAAGUAUAUGCCACGUGACCAGGCCUGGGAUUACAUGUUCACGAGAAGUCCAGGAUAAUAUUUCGGCAGGUUAAACGCAAAGAGUUGAGCAAUGUGUACUGUUAUCUAGAUUCCCAGCCCUGAAAGCAUUUUUAAUAACAGACACUAAGUGGCAAUAAGUGGUUUGAACGGAUGUCCCCUGGGACUGCGUAGGAAAUUGUUUGUUUGAGCCAAUAAUAAAUAAAGACACAUCUGAGAAAACGCUUAUUCAAAAGGAUCACAGUUGGAACAAAGACUGCUCUGUUAUGCUCUGUUCUCAUAAAUUAUAUAUAAAUAUGCAAUACAUGGGGCUUGUUUGUUCCAAAUGUUGGAUUUCAAAAUUCUUUUUCAGCCAAAAACAAUUCUUCAAAAUAGUACAUAUAAAAAUGCAAUUAUUUUUUUUUAACCCCAAAACACGCAUGGAGAGUGAAUAAGUUAAUAUGAGUAUUUUACUAGCCACUAUAUCUUACCUUUAAUGUAUAAGGAUGAUGUCCCUGGUGCUCGCCCAUAGUGCAGGAAAGCUGUGAUUGCACCCACAUUCCCUUUCUGCUUUCUUAUGUACUUUAGUGAACAUAAGAAUUGUCUUCUUGGACUGACUGCCAAGGGAGAAAGCUGCAUGGUGACAGAGCUCCUCAGUUAUUUCUGGCAAUUAGCCUUAAUAGUUGUCUUUUUGGAACUUGUACCAAGGAGAUAGCUGUAUCCCAGCUGACAAUCACCUGGCUAUACACAGAACUAAACUGGGACUGUUUACUAGUCCAUUCCUCAAGUGCAUUUGUGGUGGAUUCCCUUGUGGCCUGGUGGACAGCUUGGAAAGAGGGAAGCAGUCUAUCUUUUGUUUGGAGAUGCCCUGUUACCAUCUUGGCUUCCCCACCUCUUGGCAUGUGGGGGUGAUCCCGGCCUACACUGACCGAUCCAGCCUCUCAUGAGGAUCUAUUCUGAAGGCACUAAUGUGCCAUAUCCCAACAACAUCUAACUAAAGGUUCCAAAAUGGCUGACAUCUAUGCUCCUGCCAAGCGGGACUUCCUUCAGGCGUUUGUCUGUGCAGCACCUUUUGUCGGAAGCUGGAAAAUUCCUCUGCAUCUAUGGUGCCUUAGCACCCUACCCAGCUGCAGCAUAGCUUGCGGAGUCUGAGGCUUCAGAGGGCCAAGGUGCUCCCAUUGAUGGCUCCCACACUGGAUGGACAGGGCCAUGUAUCUUCAGGUUGGGUCCUUCGACCCUCACACAGCUCCCACACCGAUAGGAUUCGAAAGCAGUGGCACGAUUACAGAGCUAACCCAGCUCAUUGAUGUAACCCAGCCCUCGGGAAGACUCGGAGCAUCAGAUGCACUGAGAUGAAAGAUCACAGUGCCAAAGCCUGCAAUAGAGCCUGGAGACUGGUUAGCACAUGCCUGCGAUUACAGGAGGCUGUAGGUCUGGAAGUGGAGAGGCAGCAGGAUCCAUUCAGUGAUCGAUCUCCGGGGUCCCGAGCUCUUUGA